Balaenoptera ricei (Rice's whale) is the source of this 1386-nucleotide messenger RNA. It is a transcript of the gene CIRBP, whose product is annotated as cold inducible RNA binding protein. Bases 111 to 629 code for a protein of 172 amino acids. NCBI's taxonomy places the organism in Eukaryota, Metazoa, Chordata, Mammalia, Artiodactyla, Balaenopteridae. The record is from RefSeq and is a predicted model, not a curated record. Gene Ontology annotation, biological process: positive regulation of mRNA splicing, via spliceosome. Gene Ontology annotation, molecular function: RNA binding. The transcript has 7 exons. Gene Ontology annotation, cellular component: spliceosomal complex.
AGGCGGGCGCAGGGCGCCCCCCCAGUCACUUCGCGCGUUAGGAGGCUCGGGUCGUUUUGCUGUGCCGUCUUCCCGCUUGCGCCAGGGACCUGCCCGACUCAGUGGCCGCCAUGGCAUCAGAUGAGGGCAAGCUUUUCGUCGGAGGGCUGAGUUUUGACACCAACGAGCAGUCACUGGAGCAGGUCUUCUCAAAAUAUGGACAGAUCUCAGAAGUGGUGGUCGUGAAGGACAGGGAGACCCAGCGAUCGAGGGGCUUUGGGUUUGUCACCUUUGAGAACAUCGAUGAUGCCAAGGACGCCAUGAUGGCCAUGAACGGGAAGUCUGUGGAUGGGCGGCAGAUCCGGGUCGACCAGGCUGGCAAGUCGUCUGAUAACCGAUCCCGCGGGUACCGAGGUGGCUCUGCCGGGGGCCGGGGCUUCUUCCGCGGGGGCCGAGGCCGGGGCCGUGGGUUCUCCAGAGGAGGAGGGGACCGCGGCUACGGGGGGAGCCGGUUCGAGUCCAGGAGUGGGGGCUAUGGAGGCUCCAGAGACUACUACAGCAGCCGGAGUCAGGGUGGCAGCUGCGGUGACCGAAGCUCGGGCGGGUCCUACAGAGACAGCUACGACAGUUACGCUACACACAACGAGUAAAAAUCCUUCCUGCUCGAGAUCGUCCUUCCAAUGGCCGUAUAUUUAAAGAUUUUGGGAGCUCCGCUGAAUCGUUAAUGUGUAGUGAUCACACCUCCUUGUACCCACUUUUGUAGUCUUAUUGGUUCUGAUCUUGUCAAACACAGCCUGACUGCUUCUGGCCCUCAGAUGGCCUCGUUACUACACUUUGCUUUUUAAGGAAGCGCUGUCCGUUUUUAAGAGUCUUAAAAACGUUUUGAAGAGCCCUUCCAGUUUUACUUUUACCUUUUUACCGUGAGCCAAGAGUUUUUUUUUUUUAGAAAAUCACCAGGGGUUGUGAGACUUUUGUUUUUUGUUUUCGGUUGUGUUGCUUUUUUUCUUUUUCUUUUCAGUGGGGUCAGCCCCGUGAAGUUGGGUGCCCCGAGUCACUUCUCUUUGAGAUAGAACAGACUCUGAAUCUGCUCUUUGUCGGAAGCUGAGCAAGUUGUAGCUUUUUUCCAACUCGGUGUCACGUUUCUGAGUGUAGCGUGGUAGAACCGUGCGGGUGGCAGCAGAGCACCCGGGCUGCCCUGGCCCGGCCCGGGCGCCCACCUGUCCUGUGGGACCCACAGUAGACUUGCAGACAUCCCCGAGAGGUUCUUGAAAAUGUGUAUUUAUAUUGUCCUUUUUUGCCGGAAGACGUACGCAUAUCCCGUCAAUGUUGUAUCUGAAGUGGUGAAGGAAUUCUUGUACGCAGUUUUCUUUGGCUUCACGAAGCCGAUUAAAAGACCAUCUGAAUGAA